ACUCGAACUAAUCUGUGAUUAGUACUUCUUCGUUGCGCAGUGUUUUUAUUAUUUAAAUUAUUUUAUCAAUUUAAUCAAAUGGUUAACGCUUGGUAUAUGGAUACUGAACAGAAUGACCAGCGGUUGGAGCACCACAAGAAUCCUCCGCAGUUUGUUUCUUUGAAGCAAUUGUAUGAAAAAACCGGAGUGGAAUACUUCAGCAUCAAUGUUGACACAUACCUAACUGACGGAGUUCUUGAUAAAAUAAAGAAGGAAAGAGGAUACACAUAUGAAGAUGACAUCACCUGCUCCAAGGAAUGUCUUCCCAACUACGAGGAGAAACUCAAGUCAUUCUUUGAGGAGCAUUUACACACUGAUGAGGAAAUCAGGUUGGUGCUGGAUGGCUCGGGCUACUUUGAUGUGCGAGAUGGGGACGAGCAGUGGAUCAGGAUCCAGGUCACGGCUGGUGACAUGAUCGUCAUCCCCAGCGGCAUCUACCAUCGGUUCACAUUGGACACCAAUAACUUCAUAAGAGCCAAACGCUUCUUCAUAGGCGAGCCGGUGUGGCUGCCGUACAACCGGCCCGCGGACGAGGUGCCGGCGCGACAGGACUACCUGCGGAGACUCAAGGAGGGGUUCCCGGUCGCCGCUAAUUAGAUCAUGCUGUAUGUGAUGUGGGCAGGAAUGUAAGAAGUGUCUUGCGGUUUGUACAAAUGUUAUUAUGCCAUUGGGAACAAUAUUUAUGAACAAUAUAUAAGUUAAUAUUGUUUGUAUAGUUAAGUUUUUGAAUAUUUUGAAGAAUACUGAUGCUUUUACCUGUA
Messenger RNA from Plutella xylostella (diamondback moth), 800 nucleotides. RefSeq names its product acireductone dioxygenase 1. NCBI's taxonomy places the organism in Eukaryota, Metazoa, Arthropoda, Insecta, Lepidoptera, Plutellidae. The record is from RefSeq and is a predicted model, not a curated record. Gene Ontology annotation, molecular function: acireductone dioxygenase [iron(II)-requiring] activity.